Messenger RNA from Capsicum annuum, 1539 nucleotides. RefSeq names its product ethylene-responsive transcription factor CRF6. Bases 496 to 1377 code for a protein of 293 amino acids. Gene Ontology annotation, biological process: regulation of DNA-templated transcription. The record is from RefSeq and is a predicted model, not a curated record. The transcript has a single exon. NCBI's taxonomy places the organism in Eukaryota, Viridiplantae, Streptophyta, Magnoliopsida, Solanales, Solanaceae. Gene Ontology annotation, molecular function: DNA-binding transcription factor activity; DNA binding.
AAUCAAAAUAAAUUAUAGGUUUAUUCAAACAGACUGCCAUUUCAUUUUUUAAAGUAAGAAAAAAGAAUGGUCGGAAGCUAAAAUAUAAAAAAGUUAACUCAAAAACAUCCUUAUCUUAAAUUUUUUUAAAAAUGAUAAAGAAAAUCACGGUUGGAGAGUAAUUAAUAAAAAAGGCGUAGAAAGGAUGAAUAAAAUUCCAAAAAGGAAGAGAAAGAAUCGGUGUAAAAUAGUAGAUAAGUUUGACUAAAGGAACUCAAAAUUGGGAUCUUCCUCCUACAUAUCUCUUCAUUCUCUUCCAUAUAUUUCCCUCUUCUCUCUCCCUCUACACAUUUUACUUUGCUUUCAUUGACUAGUCGUUAAACCCUCCCCCCUUCACACUCAUCACUUACUGUUACACUUUCCCCUCCUUCAAGACUUGUUCUUCCUUUAAUUUCUCCUUUGAUUUGUUAUAUUUUUAUUUUUUUUUUGGGGUUCAUCACUCUCCAUGUUCAAAAAAUGGAAGGAAAAAUUUCACAAAAAAUCAAGAAGUGUAUAGUCUACAAGACUGUCACUAGCACUACUGCUGAACAUGAUCAUAACAUGUUGAGUAGUACCAAUAAUAUGCCUAGAGUUGUAAGGAUAAGUUAUACUGAUUGUGAUGCUACUGAUUCUUCUAGUGACGAAGAGGAAGAGAAUCGGGUGAAAAAAUACGUUACGGAGAUUAGAUUUGAGAAGAGAGUGUUGAAGAAAUCGUCUAGUUCGAGUAACAAGAAGAAGAAAAUGAUGGAUGUGAAGAAAGAUGAGAAUGUUAAGAAGUUUCGUGGUGUUAGGCAAAGACCAUGGGGGAAAUGGGCUGCAGAGAUUCGAGAUCCAAUGAAAAAGACGAGGAUUUGGUUAGGUACUUUUGAGACUGCUGAAGAAGCUGCUAUGGUUUAUGAUCAGGCCGCUAUUAAAAUACGCGGACCUGAUGCUUUAACUAAUUUUAUUAAGCCGCCCCUGAAGAAGGACAGUAUGGUCUCUUCAGUAUCUGGCUAUGAUUCUACAGGGGAAUCUGAAAACCUCUGUUCUCCCACUUCUGUUUUGAGACACAACAUUAGUAACAACAAUGUUGGUGUUGCUGAUGCUAAAAGUGUCAAGGAACAAAUGGAUGAAAGAAAAAGAUUGGAAAUUGUUAUGCAAAAUGAGAUUAUGUUAGAUGAUAAUUUGCCAUUAAUGGAUCAAUGUUUCCUUAAGGAUUUCUUCGAUUUUCGGUCUCCUUCUCCGUUAAUGGAUGAUGUAUUAUUGCCAGUUUUUUGCGAUAAAAUGAACUUAUUACCAGAAUUGAGUUAUGACAGAAAGUUGGAUGAAGAUUUGGAGUCAUGUAAGUGGGUGAAUGAUUUCUUUGAAAAUUAUUGUUGAUGCUAUGGAGAAACAAUGGAAGUGAGAGAGUAUAUAUUAGUAUUUUUUUGUCGAGUUUUUUUAAGCUUUCUUUAGAUUUCUCUCCAAGAACAUGUAAAGAAAGUUUCUAGUGGAAAAUUUUGGUGCAUAACUAUGAUUUAGUUCAAGUUGUCUAUGGUUUUU